Molecule: messenger RNA, 738 nt
Organism: Pararge aegeria (speckled wood butterfly)
Lineage: Eukaryota; Metazoa; Arthropoda; Insecta; Lepidoptera; Nymphalidae
Gene: EMC4
Product: ER membrane protein complex subunit 4
Exons: 2
Coding region: 132-647 (171 amino acids)
Biological process (GO): protein folding in endoplasmic reticulum
Cellular component (GO): EMC complex
Source: RefSeq, a predicted model, not a curated record
AUUAAUAAUCUGUGAUUCUGUGGAUUGGACUUCGUUUGGUUUGGAAAUCGAAGAAAUUGAAAAGAGUAGAAAUCUAGCCGAUAAUAAUAAACAUUUUAAUAAAUAAUCAGUGAAUUUAGUAACAUUAGAAGAUGUCGCAAGUAAAGUCUAGCAAAAAAAAUAAGUGGGCCUUGGAUUUCAACAAGAAUAAAACACAGACAACUGAGUUGCCCUCUCCACCAGGGUAUAGUCAAUCGACUAACGCUAAUUACACAGAAUCUUCAAAAGAUACUGAUUCUAAUCUUCUCUUGAUCAAAAAGCUCUGGGAUGUUGCUCUUGGACCUCUAAAGCAGGUGCCUAUGAAUCUUUUCAUAAUGUAUAUGGCGGGCAAUUCUAUUUCCAUAUUUCCAAUUAUGAUGGUGGGAAUGCUUAUUGUUAGACCGGUAAAAGCUUUAUUUUCAACACAAAGUACGUUUAAGAUGGUAGAAGGAACUCAAGCAGUAGGUCAAAAGUUUGUGUACAUUAUUGGAAAUAUUGUGAAUAUAUUUCUCGCUCUAUAUAAAUGUCAGAGCAUGGGACUUCUGCCUACACAUUCUAGCGAUUGGUUAGCAUUUGAGGAACCUAUAACAAGGGUUGAACAUAUUGGAGGAGGAUUAUCCAUGCUAUAAAGAAAUUUUAUUUUUUCAGCUACCUUUAUUUAUAUUUAAAUCAUUUUAACUAGUAAAUGUUAUUUACAGAAAAUUAAAUUCAUUCAUUAAU